GGUGCAAAACAGUGUCUGAGAAAAUACCAAGAAAUCCAGAUGUGGUUAUAAAACCUUCCAAUUUAAAGAGGCCCCACCUUAUCAGUAUCGUCGCUGCAAUUCAAGCGACGUCAACAGAUAAGUGACACAGGAUGCAAACUAUUCGUAUUUUCUUUUCUUUUAUCUUUCCCAUUUUCUCGGAGGAAUGCUGUGGAGGCCGGCCUGAGAGAAAAACAGCUGAACGAGACGCAAACCGGCACUACAGAGCUGUGGAGGGGGAAAUGUUUUUGAUGCCGUGCAUCGAGUCUGUGAGCAGCCACAACAACACGGUUUGCUCCGCGGCCGGAGAAGGAGCUGAAGGCAGGUCCUUCCACUGUGGGACCAAGUUCUCAGUGGAGGCGAAACAUUCUGGAAAAUACACGUGCAGUGGCAGCAAGCUGUCCUUCCAUCUACAGGUGGUGAAGAGGUCAGAGAGCAGUCUGGGAUGCUUCCUGUCCGAGGAAAACAGUGUAGAGCUGCUCAUUAAAAAAGGUGGAACGGUCCCCUGCCCCGGUCAUACGUGUAGUAACAACACAGACACCAUCUGGUACAAGGAUCACAAAGCCGUGUCUGAGCAGAACAGAAAGUCUUGUCAGACGUGGAAUGGAGCGCUGUAUUUAUGCAGAGUCUUUGCCCUUGAUACUGGGGUAUAUUUCUGUGAUCGACAAAUACUCGAGCAAGGAGUCAACUGGACUUUCAGGAGGGCUGUUAACGUCACAGUCAUACACAACGUCAGUGACCCUCCCACGAUUCUGUAUCCAGGUGGCAACGCGAUACAGGAUGUUGAGCUCGGUUUACCUCACACGUUAGAGUGUAGGGUACGUUUUACUUUUGAGACAAAGUCUUCCAGGGAGGUGUUGUGGUACAUGUGGAAUUAUGGCUGCAAGACGGAGAAUAUGACCCUGCUACCGACGGAGGAAGAAUUCAGACAGUUUCCCGAAACAUCAGAGUGCGAGGUCUUUGGAAGAGUCCACAUUGAGCAGGUGACUCGCCAACACUUGAACCAGAGAUACACCUGCAUCGCCCGCAAUAUUAUCGGAAACAGCAGCGCCACCAUUCAGCUCAAGGAGAAGACUAGAGUGAAAUGGUCAUCGCUGGUUGAGUACCCCGUUGCGUCCUUGCUGUUUGUGGCUGGACUGGGAAUCGUUUUACGCGUAAAAUGGCUGGAAAUACAACUUCUCUGCAGAUCCUACUUCAAACAUAGAAAACAGGAUGGAGAUGAGAAAGAGUUCGAUGUGUUUCUCUCGUGUGUGUGGAGCCCGUCGCCAGCGGAGGUGGAGGGAAUUUUGACAAACAGCGAUGAGGACGCAUGUUUAACUGGCGUGGACCCGCUGACCACUAGGGAGGGUGUGUGUACCCAGAGGCCGCUGGAAGUGGUGCUGCCCCGGGUGAUAGAGGAGCAGUGGGGGUAUCGCCUCUGUCUACUGGAGAGGGAUGUCGCACCAGGAGGAGCAUUUACAAAUGAUGUGGUACUUGCGAUACAGAGAAGCCGGAUGCUUAUCUGUCUCCUGUCGGCCGACUACCUCUCCAACAGCAAUGCUGUGUUUGUGCUGGAAUCAGGAAUCCAGGCUUUGCUGCAGAACUCUGCCCUGAAGCUCCUGCCGAUAUGGACCGGCAGAGCUUCAGCAUCCCUCGUGCAGCCGGACUCCCCGCUGCCCACGCUGGUCCAAAGGGCCUUGAAGGUGCUACCUAGUCUGGAUUGGACCUCUGCCCAACCUUCCACCAGCGGCUUCUGGAGGUCUUUGAGGAAGGCUAUGCCUGAUCAGAGGGUGAAGCUGGAUUCACUCGCGCCAAACCAGCUCAUCCUGACAUGAUGGCCGUUUACAUCGCGGCCCGCUGCUGCGUUCUGCACAGUGAAGCGGUUUGCAGUUGGGGGGGGGGGUGAAUGAAAACAUGCGUCACAGUGAAUCAUUAUAAAUCAUUUUCAAAUGUGUGCGAAAAGAGUCACCCUUUGUCCCAUGUUCAGGGCAUUAAGUGGUCUGAUCUUUAUUUCCAUCUGAACCAAAAGAACGUUCAGUUAAACAGCACAAACACAUAAAUGAUCAACUCAUUAGCAUUAAAAACAAUGAAAAUAUUUGCUAUCGGAUGUCUACAAAUACCUUCAUUAACCCCUCCCCAAAAAGGUGGAUGCUAUUAACAAUUUGGG
This is a messenger RNA of Gasterosteus aculeatus aculeatus (three-spined stickleback), 2164 nucleotides long. RefSeq names its product interleukin-18 receptor accessory protein-like. The record is from RefSeq and is a predicted model, not a curated record. Gene Ontology annotation, molecular function: interleukin-18 receptor activity. NCBI's taxonomy places the organism in Eukaryota, Metazoa, Chordata, Actinopteri, Perciformes, Gasterosteidae. Gene Ontology annotation, biological process: interleukin-18-mediated signaling pathway.